AUGAAUAAAACUCUUUCAGCGGCGGAUGUUCAGGCAUCGGAUGUAAGACCGCUCCCGGUAUUAGAAGAAACCCUGAGAUACCUUCUAAGUUUGCUGGACUCCACGGAGCAUUCGUUUGAAGCGGUUCAUGAUUUUAUUUUCGACAGGACAAGGUCUAUUAGACAAGAUCUUAGCAUGCAGAAUUUAGCAAAUGAGAGAGUGAUCCACCUUUACGAGGAAAUCAGUCAUUUGUGUGUUUACUCCGUUGAUUUUAUUAUUCUGACUCUCAAGUGGGUUCUCAUACAGGUUAAAUUUCAUGUCAUAGCUCGCCAGAGGCUUCAGAGUUGUAGUACUACAAGUAUUAGCUCAAUGCAUCACUUGAACAUGGAGCAGCUAGCAAAAACUCUUACUACUUUGUAUGAUAUAUAUGAUGCAAAUAGGAAACCAGAUUACAUCUACCAAAAUGAAGCCGAGUUCCGUUCACUCUAUGUGCUGCUCCAUCUCAAUCCCAGUAGUGGAGUGAUGGGGGAACCAAUGGCUUUGUGGUUUCGUAAGUUGACUUCUGUUUUAAUAAAAUCCAAGGAAAUGUGUUUCGUACGAAACCUUUUAAGAUUAUAUCGGAUGGGAAAUUACAAGAAUUUCAUUAGUGCAUUGGCUUCUGAGGCGACAUACUUGCAGUAUUGCACAAGUGAACCCCAUAUUAGAGAGAUGCGAUCAUUGGCUGUGCAAUGCAUAAACAAUGUUUGCUACAAGCUUCAACCCUAUCCUCUCUUGCGGCUAUCUCAGAACCUGAUGAUGAAGGAGGUGGAUGUUGAAUCUUUAUGCCAUGAGUGUGGUCUUGAGACAUGUACUGAUUCCGAUGGGUGCAUUGUGUUGCCGACGAAACAGCCAAACUUGCGUAGACCAGAGGAAGGUUUUAAAGGUUAUGAUUUGAUUGGAUUUGAAAUGAAGAGGCUGUUGUGA
Molecule: messenger RNA, 942 nt
Organism: Thlaspi arvense
Lineage: Eukaryota; Viridiplantae; Streptophyta; Magnoliopsida; Brassicales; Brassicaceae
Source: the annotation of a GenBank genome assembly